Messenger RNA from Nematolebias whitei (Rio pearlfish), 3074 nucleotides. Its product is annotated as saccharopine dehydrogenase-like oxidoreductase. The coding region runs from base 139 to 1422 and encodes 427 amino acids. Gene Ontology annotation, cellular component: mitochondrion; plasma membrane; lipid droplet. The record is from RefSeq and is a predicted model, not a curated record. Lineage: Eukaryota; Metazoa; Chordata; Actinopteri; Cyprinodontiformes; Rivulidae. The transcript has 12 exons. Gene Ontology annotation, biological process: glycolipid biosynthetic process.
GCACCGUUAUGCUACGGAAGCGGACAGCAGCGCUGUAAAAGGCGGACGCAGUCUGCGCAGUCAGCUCACUCAGUGUCUUUUUGACAAGAGAGGAGGAACCUUGUGAAGCUUGUCCUGGUCUCGGUGUCUGCUGGUACCAUGGCGCGAGUAGAAACAUCCUCUAGCAGGCCGUACCACCUGGUUAUCUUCGGAGCCUCUGGAUUCACGGGACAGUUUGUGGUGGAAGAGGUGGCCCGGACUAUAUCCGAAGAUCCCAAAGGGAACUUGAAGUGGGCGGUGGCAGGCAGGAGCAGACACAAGCUGGAAAAAGUUCUGGAGCAAGCUGCUAGCGUCCUCGGUAAACCCAACUUAAAAACCCAGGUGGAUGUGAUUGUUGCAGAUGUUGGAGAACCCGACUCCCUAGCAGCCAUGUGCAAGCAGGCUGUGAUUGUUCUGAACUGUGUCGGGCCUUACAGAUUCUACGGUGAGCCGGUGGUCAAAGCCUGUGUGGAGAAUGGAGCUCAUCAUAUCGACAUCUCUGGAGAGCCGCAGUUUUUGGAGAGCAUGCAGUUGAACUACAGCAGCCAGGCAGCUGAGAAAGGAGUCUACAUCGUUGGGAGCUGUGGGUUUGACUCUAUUCCUGCAGACAUGGGAGUCCUCUACACCAGGGACCAGUUCAAAGGUACCCUGACUGCCGUUGAGAGCUUCCUGACUGUCGGCUCAGGACCUGAUGGUGGAUGUAUCCAUGAUGGUACGUGGCAGUCAGCCAUUUAUGGUUUAGCUGACGGCCAGAAGCUGCAGAGUCUUCGCAAGAAGUUUAAUCAAAAACCCCUCCCCGUUGUUGGCUCAAAGCUGAAACGCAGAGGCGCCCUGUUCUUCAGUAAUGAGAUCCAGCAGUACGCUCUACCCUUCAUGGGUUCUGAUCCGUCUGUUGUGAAAAGAACACAACGCUUCCUGGCAGAAGAACAUCAGGCCACACCGGUCCAGUAUGGAGCAUAUGCUGGAGUUGGAGGUGUUGGAAACGUCAUCAAGUUGAUGUUUGCUGGCAUGAUGUUCUGGCUCUUAGUCAAGUUCAGUUUUGGACGCAACCUGCUCAUCAAGUUCCCAGAGUUCUUCUCAUUUGGAUUCUUCACGAAGGCUGGACCGACCAGAAAACAGAUGGAGGGUUCAUCCUUCCAGUUUUCCUUCUAUGGUGAGGGUUACACAGAGGACCAGGACCCCUCCCAGGGCAAACCAAAUGCCAAGAUCCGUACACUAGUUCAGGGACCAGAGUGUGGGUAUGUGGCCACGCCCAUCGCCAUGGUACAGGCCGCUCUAACGAUUCUCUACGAACCUGCAGCUUUGCCCAAGAAGGGAGGUGUAUACACUCCAGGAGCUGUGUUUGCAAAGAGCACACUCGUCGACCGCCUCAAUAAACACGGCAUCCACUUUUCUGUCAUCUAAAGUUUGUCCUCUUCCAGCUUCUGUAUUUCAGGUUUUUGUGAGCACUAAUGUAUAAAUGGGAAGUUUAAAAGAGGAAAUUUCAGCUAAAAAAAAAAAAAAAAACCUUUAACAUCAAAAAUUAGUUUUUGAUGGUGUUUUCAGCAUUUAAUCCUCUGUAGUGAUUAACUUUUCAGACUCCUUCAGGCUUGGCUAUACUUUAAUUGUUCUGCUCCUAAAACAAAUGUGUUUAAUUGGUCUUUCAUGAUCUCCACUAACAUCGUUAUUGCUAAUAAACCAAAAAAAAAUGUUACCAAGGUUUGGUUCACUUCAUGUCUCUGAACACAAUCUGUGCUCAAAAGUUCAUAAGAUUGUUUUAAAAACGGUUCAUCAGUCCUUUCUCUGUACACUCACACACAAAAUACAGAAAAAAAUAUGUUUUAACAAACCCAAACCUAUUGUACAAAUUUGUGUGACAUAACUGUCUUUUCUUUUAGUUGUCUGUAUUUCUCAACAAGACUGAGGGGAACGUGUUCAUAUUAUCACACAUUCAGGUUGGAGUUUAUUUUUAAGACAAAAGGCAGACAUUUAAAAAUGAGGUAACCUCACAUUUCAUCUCAUUACCAGUCACUACUCUGGCUUUAUUCACUACCUGAUUACCCACUGUACCUGAAGGCUUUAUUCAGGUACAGUGGGUAAUUAGUUAGUAGUUUUUGUUCCAGUUCAGUAGAUCACAAUCUGAAGACAAAGAUUGGUAUUUACGUGCAAGUUUCUUUUAAAAUACAAUUUAGGUAGUUUAUAAUUUCCCUAUGAGUCUGUUUUAAAAUGUGUUAGUCACUAACUGCUUAGUUUUGUAGGGUAAACUUUAAAGGUUAAAGGUCAAAAUGGUUUCACAUGCAGCUGAUUUAAAUCUUGGCCUGAUAAAGCAUCUUGUGCAUGUUUUGGGUUAGUGCUCUGUCAGUGUCAAAUAAAGCCAAGUCUGCAAAUAAUUAAAGGUAUUGUCUUUUAUCGCACGUUUCUCUCUCUCUGAAAUUGCCAUUAUUAUUUCCAAUCCAGGAAGUUUAACUUUUGAUUUUCUAAAGCUUAAAUUCAGUGAACGACAGAUGACUUUGUGAUUUUUGAACUGUAGUUUGUAAUAAACUUCCAGGAGCUGAUGAUCUACUCCCUGAUAAACUUUCCAAAAGUUUAUGUCUAGUAGCUGAGGCUUUAGGUAUUUGCCACAAAAUAUUGAUUACUGAAAUAAUAUUUUAACAUAUGAAACGUGAUCAUUCACUGACUUUAAUUCAAAUACUUCUCUUUAAUUUAAUCUAAUUUAAUCAUUUGAACAACACCUCAUGAAUUACAUUUCAAAAAAUGAAAUUACAUUUGAAAAAACACAUUUGAAAUAACAGAAUUGCAUUAAGCCAAGGUGGAAGUGACCAAAGUGGAACCUCUUAUCUGUAUCGACCAUCAAAGUUACUCUUUCCGGGUCACAGGUCGGUGAAAUAUAAAAAUGGAUCAAAUGAAGUUAUGGGGCAUUUUACAAAUGUUUUGAUUUUUGAUGUGAGAACAAAGUGAAAAUGCAAAAAAGCAUGGCUGUAAAAUGUUCAUUUACACCUCAGGGCCACCAUCAACAUGAGACUAAAAUAUGAAAAAUAUUUGAAGUCUGUUGCUUCAUAAUUAAAAAUUUGUUGUAG